Molecule: messenger RNA, 885 nt
Organism: Anopheles marshallii
Lineage: Eukaryota; Metazoa; Arthropoda; Insecta; Diptera; Culicidae
Exons: 3
Coding region: 1-885 (294 amino acids)
Source: RefSeq, a predicted model, not a curated record
AUGUCUAAACGGAACGCUUGGUCACGAGGGGAAACAUUCGAAAUGCUAGACAUUCUCCGGACGUGCUGCAUUCCCUUUCUGGACGGUACGAUCAACAACCGGAAGGGCCAAAUGUAUCGCCAGAUCGAGCACGAAAUGCAGCGGCGCGGACACUUCACCAAUCGGGACGCCCGGCAGAUAGAGCACAAGUGGAAAAACCUCAAGUUUAGCUACGACCGAUACAAGCUGGAGAUGUCACAGUGUAGAAAUAACGAAGGCAAAGCGUGGCUACCGGAACUGAAGCCGUGCGAAUUCUACAAAGAGCUGGAGGACUUGUUCACUGCGGUGGAUCAGCGGCUUGCGAAGAAUCCGACGGAAGAAUCGUUCGAGACGUACUACGAAGAAGAGUUUGUUACCGACGAAACGCAGGAACUGGCGGUGGAUGACGAUGCGGUUGUAAUUGAAGAGAUUGUGUACGAUUCACAGGAUGCGCUUGAGUUCGAGGAAGCCGCAGUCGCUGCAAGCAGUUCCAAAGGAGAGCAACAAUCGUCCGCAGAACCACCCGCACCGACACAACUUCCAUCACCGCCCGCCCAGAAGCGUAAGAAGCUAACGGCGGAAAACAUGGACGGACUGUUGGUAACGAUCUGCGCACUACAGCGAGACCACAACAAUUACUUCAACCGCUGCCAGAUGGAAUUCAUCGAGAAUGAGUUCGAAUCGUUCCGGGAGAAGGAGAAGGAACAUUUGCUCCAACUCAAACUCGAGCUGGAGGUGUUGAAGCAGAAGUUUUUGGCCCGAAUACAGAAGAUAGCCAGCGGUGAUGGAACGGUCGAUACGGGCGGUGAUGAACCGGUUGCAAGCGAAUCGAAACGACGUCGGGUUGCUGUUGCUAGGCGAAAAUAA